CUGUGAUUAUGGGAAUUCUCCAAGAACCACAUAUUCAUAUUCAUUACAGUGAAAAACAUAGUCAAACUAUAUAUACGAAAAUAUGAUGGGGAGUGAAAGUAGUGUGAAGCUUCCACCUGGGUUUUACUUUUCUCCAACAGAUGAAGAACUAGUCCUUCAUUUUCUAUAUUCCAAGGCUUCUUUACCAUAUCAUCCUAACAUCAUACCUCAACUUCACUUGUCUCAAUAUCAUCCUUGGGACCUAUACGGUAAAGCAUUAUCAAGUGGAAAUCAACACUACUUUUUCACCGAAGAGAAGGAAAAUAGAAGCACUGAAAAUGGAUAUUGGAAGGAAAUUGGAGUCACAAAACCUAUAAGUAAAUUGGGAAUAAAGAAGUAUCUUGUGUUCAACCUUGACCAAGGAAGUGAAACCAGUUGGGUAAUGGAAGAGUAUCAUAUUUCUGAAUCUGAAUCUUGGGAAAGACCAAAUCAUGAUGAGAGUUGGAGCAAAUGGGUUUUAUGCAAAGUGUAUGAAAAGAAUAUGUCACAACAAGGUGCAAGCUGUUGUCAUAGCGAUGAUGAUAAUGAAUCAGAGGUGUCAUGGCUAGAUCAAGUUUUUAUGUCGUUAGAUGAUGAUGAUUUUGAUCAAACAAACCUACAUAAUUAAUUAACUAAUUAGCUUCAAUAUAUUGUAUAUAUUACUUGAUAUUAAUAUUAAAGAUUAAAUAUCUUUUUGUUCUCCAUAAAUAUUUUAUUUA
Messenger RNA from Vicia villosa (hairy vetch), 737 nucleotides. Its product is annotated as NAC domain-containing protein 104-like. The transcript is spliced from 3 exons. The coding region runs from base 83 to 646 and encodes 187 amino acids. Gene Ontology annotation, molecular function: DNA binding. Gene Ontology annotation, biological process: regulation of DNA-templated transcription; system development. The record is from RefSeq and is a predicted model, not a curated record. NCBI's taxonomy places the organism in Eukaryota, Viridiplantae, Streptophyta, Magnoliopsida, Fabales, Fabaceae.